This is a messenger RNA of Postia placenta MAD-698-R-SB12, 1239 nucleotides long. RefSeq lists its product as hypothetical. Bases 1 to 1239 code for a protein of 412 amino acids. NCBI's taxonomy places the organism in Eukaryota, Fungi, Basidiomycota, Agaricomycetes, Polyporales, Adustoporiaceae. Gene Ontology annotation, molecular function: protein binding. The record is from RefSeq and is a predicted model, not a curated record. The transcript is spliced from 8 exons.
AUGCAAGCUGCUGCCGACGCGUCCAAUCUCCUUCGGUCAGAGGCAGAGCUAGUCCUUGAGGAAUCAAGAAAGCAGAAAGCGGAGAAAACAAAGCAUCUCGGAUCUCCCAUCGAGCUUCCAGGGAAGGCUCUCGGAAUAGAGGUUCGAGGUAAUUAUGCAUGGAUUGCGGAGAAUACAGCAGUGGCGCGGAAAGUCAGUCUAGAGUCAGGCAAAACACUACAGCUGUUUCGCGGGCAUUCCGCUCCAGUUACAUGCCUUGCGUUUUUUGACAAAGAGCCUGGGUCUGUUUUAGGAGAUGUCUUGAUCACCGGCUCAUGGGACCAAACGAUCAAGGUUUGGAACACGGAGACGAAAGAGCUGAUUUCAUCGACUCCUGCCCACUCUGACUUCGUCAAGUCACUUUGUGUCGUUCCCUCCCUAGCCUUGUUGAUCUCCAGCAGUUCCGACAAGACACUCAGAUUCUGGGACCUCUCGACGUAUCAAAAUGGACAGCCAUUGCACUCUGUCGGUUCGCUUUCUGCACAUACACGUCCAGUAGAGUCCUUGAACGCGUACCCGUUGUCUGACUCGUCUGCUAUUCUGUACACCGCCGACACCAUGGGCGUCAUCAAAGUAUGGGAGCUUACGAAAGAAAAUAGCGAUCCACCUCGAUGGCGCAGCACGAUGCGCGAAGAGCUCAACCAUCACCGUACGAGAAUCAACGAGGUAGUUUACGGAAAUGGGCAAUUGUGGACAGCAUCAUCAGACGAUACAGUGCAGAUGUGUCAGCAAUCCCCAGCCACUGCGACGUCAGAUUCUGCAUCAAAGCCGCCACCUCCCAUCACUCAUCCUGUGGCUGUCAAGGCAGUCCUCCCCCUCGCCCUCUCCCCGCUUGCAGAGCCGUAUCUUCUCACUGGCGCAGGGGACGUCAUUCGCGUUUACGACAUCUCGACGCUUGAGGAGCCCGAACUCCUGUGUGAGGUGGACGCUCACUGGCAUGACGUCACUGCGCUGCGACUCUGGAUGCGGAAAACACCUGUUAAAGGCACAGGUGGCCAGUUCAAGGUAGAACCAUGGAUUGUCAGUGCCAGUCUGGACGGGACCAUCAGGAAGUGGAGGCUAAGCGAACUGCUGAGCCCUCCGCCUCCGGUUCCAGUCACAAAGCUCCCCGUACCGACGCCUCCUCCCGAACCGUCUAACGUUUUCCAAAUGUCAGAAGAGGAGGAACGUGAACUUGCAGAGCUCAUGGACUCGGAUUGA